UUUUGACGGUCUCCUGGAAUUUUUCAACGCGCUUUUGACCUUGACGCGCCUAACGAUUCGGAGCUGGUCGAUCCAGACAAUUAACGCAAUGCCGUUAGCUAGCAACGAUAACACAUUGACCCAACGUUGCUUCAGAGGAGCUGAACGACUUUCUCGCCCCCGCCAGCGAUAUCAAACGUAUUUGCUUAUACUUUGACAUUAAAACUGAGACAAGAAACGCCGAGCGAGCAGUGCACGUCCAGCGGCCUUGUUGACCCAUUACGUGCCUUAAGAGUUUAUCGGAUAAUUGAAGUUUGAACGCGUAUCAUCGAAUUUUUCAAUACUUUACUCAAAGUGGUUGAAAUAUCCUCCAUUUUUAUCUCGGCCGGGAAAAAUGUACGCUCAGAUGAAACCUUCGGUUCCUGUGGAGGAAAACUUCACGAGCGAUAUGAACGGCUCUCCUCCUGAUAAGCCGAAGCUCAUGGACGGUGGGAACUACAUAAAGGAAGGUCGGGAUUCCGCCAAGAGCACGUGCUUGAUCUUCUCGCCGAAGAAGCAGGAUGAGGUCGGAGUGCUCAGCCAGGUUCUUCAGCUAUUCGUCAAACACGAAGUCAACUUGCUGCACAUAGAGUCCAGGAGUUCGCUUCGUCAACCGGACUCCUAUGAGUUCAUGGUGGAGUGCGCACCUGGAGGAGACCUCGGUGCGGUGAUCACGGCUCUUCACAGCCAAAGUGGUUAUUUCUCGAUAAUAUCCAGGAAUCAUAAAGACAACUUGGGCACGGUGCCCUGGUUCCCGAGGAGGAUAAGAGACCUGGACAAGUUCGCCAACCAGAUCCUGUCUUAUGGCUCCGAGCUGGACAGCGACCAUCCUGGAUUCACCGAUCAGACCUACCGAGCUCGGCGAAAGUACUUCGCCGACCUGGCCUACAACUAUAAACAUGGUAGACCCAUUCCCAAGGUCGACUACACGCCGGAGGAGAUUGCGACUUGGGGAGUCGUCUUCAGGAAGCUCACCGAGAUGUACCCGAAGCACGCAUGUAGGGAGCACAAUCACGUUUUCCCUUUGCUUAUCGAGAACUGCGGAUACAGGGAGGACAAUAUCCCUCAGCUGGAGGACAUCUCGAAUUUUCUGAAAGAUUGCACGGGGUUCACGUUGCGCCCUGUUGCUGGGCUCCUGUCUUCCCGCGACUUCCUGGCGGGUCUGGCUUUUCGAGUCUUCCAUAGCACGCAGUACAUCAGACACAGCAGCAUGCCGCUUUACACUCCGGAACCUGAUGUCUGCCAUGAAGUUCUCGGCCAUGUUCCUCUCUUCGCCGACCCCUCGUUUGCGCAGUUCUCCCAGGUCAUAGGUCUUGCCUCCCUCGGCGCGCCGGACGAGUACAUCGAGAAGCUAGCAACGUGUUUCUGGUUCACCGUCGAAUUCGGUCUCUGUCGACAAAAUGGAGAGCUUAAAGCCUACGGAGCUGGACUAUUGUCAUCGUUUGGAGAACUCGAGUACAGUUUGAGCGGAGAACCGGAAUUGCGUCCUUUCGAGCCGACCAAAACAGCCUUGCAGAAAUAUCCGAUCACGGAAUAUCAGCCGGUCUACUACGUGGCGGAAGAUUUCCAAGAUGCCAAAGAAAAAAUGACAAAAUUCGCGCAGGAAAUCCCCAGGAAGUUCGGCGUGAGAUACGACCCGUAUACGCAGAGUAUUAGUAUCAUCGACAGUAAGCACCAGAUAGAGGAACUGGUGAACAACGUCAACCAGGAGGUGCAGAUCCUGAUGGAUGCUCAACGCAAACUGAAGUCAUGAGCCAAUUCCUUUCAAUUCAAAGCACAAUUAAUACGCGUCUCUCCUUUUCCAUAUUUCCUUUGUUUUCUUUUUUUAAUAGAAUCACAAUAAACAAUUUACAGUGGGA
This is a messenger RNA of Orussus abietinus, 1877 nucleotides long. RefSeq names its product protein henna (gene Hn). Gene Ontology annotation, biological process: L-phenylalanine catabolic process; L-tyrosine biosynthetic process. The transcript is spliced from 8 exons. Gene Ontology annotation, molecular function: iron ion binding; phenylalanine 4-monooxygenase activity. The record is from RefSeq and is a predicted model, not a curated record. Bases 374 to 1771 code for a protein of 465 amino acids. NCBI's taxonomy places the organism in Eukaryota, Metazoa, Arthropoda, Insecta, Hymenoptera, Orussidae.